Molecule: messenger RNA, 8432 nt
Organism: Cylas formicarius (sweet potato weevil)
Lineage: Eukaryota; Metazoa; Arthropoda; Insecta; Coleoptera; Brentidae
Product: voltage-dependent T-type calcium channel subunit alpha-1G-like
Exons: 22
Coding region: 93-6680 (2195 amino acids)
Biological process (GO): neuronal action potential; sodium ion transmembrane transport; membrane depolarization during action potential
Cellular component (GO): voltage-gated calcium channel complex; voltage-gated sodium channel complex; neuron projection
Molecular function (GO): voltage-gated sodium channel activity; low voltage-gated calcium channel activity
Source: RefSeq, a predicted model, not a curated record
UUUGGAUCGUGAAAUGGUUUAUUUUGUUCACUGUCGCAACCCGCACAAAAUAUUUUCCUUAACUAGACAUCACGUGGUUCGAAAGGGUAUCGAUGAUGGUCAUCCUGUUGAACUGCAUCACCCUGGGGAUGUAUCAACCGUGCGUGGAUAAGGACCCGUGUGUUACCAACAGGUGCAGGAUAUUGCAGAGGUUCGACGAGUUCAUUUUCGCUUUCUUCUCGCUGGAGAUGACCAUUAAAAUGAUCGCGAUGGGUGUUUACGGCAAAGGCUCGUAUCUGGCCGACUCCUGGAACAGGCUGGACCUGUUCAUAGUGGUCGCAGGUGCGGUUGAAUACGGUCUGCCCAACUUCAACAAUAUCAACCUGUCGGCUGUUAGGACCAUCAGGGUACUGAGGCCACUACGGGCGAUCAACAGGAUUCCAAGUAUGAGGAUUUUGGUAAUGUUGCUCCUGGAUACCCUGCCGAUGUUGGGCAACGUUCUUCUUCUGUGCUUCUUCGUAUUUUUCAUCUUCGGUAUAGUGGGCGUGCAGCUAUGGCAGGGCGUGCUGAGACAGCGCUGCGUGUUAAACGGCACCCUGUACCCCAACAUUAGGUUUCCCAAAGAAUUAACGCAUUAUUACAAACCGGUCGACACGGAUUACAUUUGCAGCAAGAGCAAUUAUUCGGGCAUGCAUCUGUGCAGCGAUCUGCCUCCGUUUAUUAACGGCACCAUGGAAUGUAACCUCACCGUUAGCGAGAAACGCAUGCCUCAAUACGCCAACGACGAUCGGUUUUGCAUAAAUUGGCACCUGUACUACUCGACGUGUUCGGACAACAACCCCAACCCAUUUCAAAACACCAUAUCGUUCGAUAAUAUCGGGCUCGCUUGGAUAGCCAUUUUUUUGGUCAUAUCGCUGGAAGGUUGGACCGAAAUCAUGUACUACGUCCAAGACGGUCACAGUUUCUGGGACUGGAUAUACUUCGUUUUACUCAUAGUGAUCGGUUCUUUCUUCAUGAUAAACCUCUGCCUGGUCGUAAUCGCCACUCAGUUCUCCGAGACGAAGAAACGCGAAAUGGAACGGAUGCGUUUGGAACGCGCUAGGUUCCAAAGUAGCAGCACGCUCGCGUCUUCGACGAACAACAGCGAACCGAACAGCUGCUACGCGGAGAUCGUCAAGUACAUCGCUCACCUAUGGAGACGGAGCAAACGAAGAAUGCUGAAGAAGAUUCGAUUGUACAGGGUGCGAAGGGAUCUCAGACGCGACCGAAAAAUGAUCGCAGGAGAGACGAUAAGACUUAACUAUAGCAGGAGACAUCAUCCGAACUGUCCGCGCGUCAGGCAAAAUGUUAGUUUUCAGAGCAGCGUGCCGAGCACGAGGGCCGUAUCAAGGACCAGUUCGCUGUGCCUAAGCGAACAUGGCGCCACCGUCUCCAGAGACAUUCACCACCAUCACCGGAGUGAAGAUCUCGAGAUGAGCGUAGUCGGAGCGAAGAGACCCGGACUGCUGCGCGUGCCGUCCAUGUCCAAUCAGGACAUCGCGUCGAACAAUAAUGACAGUCCGACAAAUCUGCUAUCGCCCACUUCCAUACCCAACAACCGGCGCAGGUCGUCGGUAAUGUUCAGUGACGUCAUAGUCCUACACGGACGCGGACAGAACGGAUCUCCACCCGCGUCGUCGACAAAUUUGUUAUCCUCGAACAUCGACAAGAAAAACGUGUGCUCGAGUGAGAAAACCACCCAGGCAGGAGACGGCAACAUAUGGCAGAUAACGCCGCCGGCCAAUCCGCAGCAAAUACUCCAAACGCAACAACAGAUCGCACAAGAAUGCAGCGAUCUUGUCAACGGCGAAGCCCUUACGUGCCAAGAACUGUUGGCCCUAGGUGCGAUCAACGCCGCUCUGCCAACCGGUCAAAUAGUCCUCGACACGUUCUUCAACUCCCUCUCCAAGGGUAUCAACAAUCGGCAAAAAAACGCCGAAGAACUCUACACGCAGCAGUUGCCAGAAGACGACUUCACUUGCUGUCAAGAUUUGUGGCACUGCGAGGCCGAAUACAAAAACGAAAAACGAUCGAAGUUCUACGUGGUCACGUGUACCAUCGUCAAAGGGUUUAUCAAAGCGUUGAAGUCGUUCAGGAGGUACAUAAAAGUACUGGUCGGACAUAAGGUGUUCCAGCACGGUAUCCUGCUGGCGAUUCUGAUCAACACGCUUUCGAUGGGUAUCGAGCAUCACCAACAGUCCGAAUGGUUGACGCACUGCGUCGAGGUGACCAACGUGAUAUUCUCUGCGGUGUUCGCCGUUGAAAUGGUCCUCAAAGUAAUCGCCGAAGGUCCGUUCGGGUAUAUAUCGAACGGGUUUAACGUAUUCGACGGGGUAAUAGUGGUUUUGAGCGCGAUAGAGUUGUUUAAAAACUUCACGAGGUCAGACGAGGAGCUGCACACCGACUCCGGAUUGUCGGUGUUGCGCACGUUCCGCCUGUUGAGGAUACUCAAGUUGGUGCGUUUCAUGCCGAAUUUGAGGAGGCAAUUGUUCGUUAUGCUCCGUACGAUGGACAACGUCGCGGUAUUUUUCUCCCUGUUGAUUUUGUUUAUAUUCAUAUUCAGCAUCCUCGGUAUGUACCUCUUUGGCGGUAAGUUUUGCAACUAUGUAGACGAAAAAGGCAUAAUAAGGGACUGCGGAUGUGAGAUGAUCAACGACCCGCGGUGCCAGUGCGACCGGAAGCAUUUUAACAACAUACUGUGGGCCACCGUUACAGUAUUUCAAAUCUUGACCCAAGAAGAUUGGAACAUGGUCCUAUCAAACGGCAUGGACAAAACGUCGCACUGGGCCGCCCUGUAUUUCGUCGCUCUAAUGACCUUCGGUAAUUACGUGCUUUUUAACUUGCUGGUAGCCAUUUUGGUAGAAGGGUUCAGUUCCGAGCGGAACGAGCGAAGAGAGAGGGAACAGAGGGAAUUGGCCAGGCGUAAAAUGUCUUGCAUAUUGGAGGCGAGCCUAAAGGGUAGCAACAACGGGAGUAGCAGAUCGGAGACUAGUUCCACCGACAGUUACUCUCAAGUGAAGAGGAACUCUUGGCGAUCCGCCGAGGAACUGAGGAAAGUGAAAGAGCUGAACAGUCCCAGGACUACACUCGCGCUCAGCCAUUGCGACUGCAUAGACAAAGUGGUGACCAAAGACUGUUGCUUUAUACUGGAGCCGAAGUGCAACAUACAGAAAGAGUCCAUGUUACGGCAGCCGUCGAGACAGGUGCGCGACGUGGCGUUUUUGGCCUCACCCCCUCUCAUCACCCACACCGCAGCCACCCCGCAGGAUUCCCCGAACACGACCCUGGACGACUUCCCCGAAUUCCGAUACAACGUAACGAGUGCUUCCAACGAACCGUACGGCGACGACAGCAGCGUUAUCUGUCCGUCAUCGCCAGAAAGGGCGACGCAGAGCCUGAGCUUGCUGAAACCGCCGUCGCUAAGCCCGCCCCCCUUGUCGUUUCGGCAAUUCGAAAAGCCGCCAGAAACGGCCGCACCGCAGCAGCCGACCGGAAAAAUUGUAAUCCACAACGAAAAAGUGGGGAUGAAGACGAUGACCUUCUCGGAAAAGGUGGUCCAAGUUAAUAAUAAUAGCAAAAAUGAGACGAAUCAGAACCCCGAACGGGAGAAGCUGCAGAGGAAGACGUCGUGGAAGUUGACGGGCAGGCCGAGCUUAAAGAAGAAAAAGGGGCGGUCCUGUUCCGAUUCGGAGGCGGUGCCGCUGAACAACGGGCGAGACCAUUCGCAGUGCAACGGCGGAGGGGUGGCCAGACACGCGAGCCUAAGGAACGACUCGCUGUUGCAGUCGUCGAUACGGAUCAGAAACGACACGCAGCCGAAUAACCGGAAAGGCGUGGCCCCGCGAAACCCUGUUAGAUGUAGAUCAAACACUUGCAGCGCCUCGCAACAAAUCGCACCGGCACCCGCUUUGACCAGGCGCAACUCGCUCUCUAGACCCGCACCGGGUCCCGAUCUGCCGGACAAGAAAAACACCCAGAUCGAACUGAGACCCGUCAACAAUCUAAAAGACAAUUCGUUAACCGAAAGAACUUUGCCACAGAUCAAGCUCGACGACGGUGGACAGACGACGACGACGUCGUCUCCGAGACUGACCGUGCUCAAUCGGAUCGAGGCGCUGCUCGAACCGACCGGAUGUUUGAAAGGUCGAGACGAUUACUCGCUCUAUCUGUUCGCGCCGGAUAAUCGAUUCAGACGUAAAUGCACGUGGCUGGUCGAGCAGAAGUAUUUCGACAACGUCGUGCUGCUUUUCAUCGCGAUGAAUUGCAUCACCCUGGCGAUGGAACGGCCCAACAUUCCGCCCGACAGUCCGGAGAAAUUGUUCCUGCAGAGCUGCAACUAUAUCUUCUCGAUCGUGUUCGCCUUCGAGAUGUUCGUCAAGGUCGUAGCGGCCGGCAUGUGCUACGGUCCCAACGCCUACUUCACUUCCGGCUGGAACAUAAUGGACGGCUCCCUGGUGAUCAUUUCAAUCGUCGACAUAAUCAUGUUCUUGAUCAACGACACCACCUCGCGGAUAUUCGGCAUACUGCGAGUGUUUCGUCUAUUGCGAUCGCUGCGCCCCCUGCGAGUGAUAAAUAGAGCGCCCGGGCUCAAGCUCGUGGUACAAACAUUGCUGUCAUCGCUACGGCCCAUCGGCAACAUCGUGCUCAUCUGCUGCACGUUCUUCAUCAUUUUCGGUAUACUGGGCGUACAAUUAUUCAAGGGCACAUUUUAUCACUGCGUCGGCGAGAAUUUGACCGGCAUAUAUAACGUUACCGACUGUCUCGAUCGCGGCUACCAGUGGAAAAACGAAAAGUACAAUUUCGACGACUUGGUGCAGGCGCUGAUGUCGUUGUUCGUGCUCAGCUCGCGCGACGGCUGGGUGAACAUAAUGUACACCGGUUUGGACGCCGUCGGCGUCGACAGACAGCCGGUCACCAACUAUAACGAGUGGCGUCUCCUCUACUUUAUAUCGUUCAUUCUCUUGGUUGGCUUCUUCGUGCUCAACAUGUUCGUGGGAGUCGUCGUCGAGAACUUUCACAGAUGCCGAGAGGAACAAGAGAAGGAGGAACGUAUCAGAAGAGCGGCCAAACGGGCUCUCCAGCUGGAGAAGCGGCGAAGAAAAAUGAACGAGCCUCCGUACUAUAUAGACUACGCCCCUUGGCGACUGUUCAUCCACAAGAUCGUCACGUCGAAGUAUUUCGACCUCGCCAUAGCGGCCGUGAUCGGUUUCAACGUUAUCACGAUGGCGACCGAGAGCUACAAGAUGCCCAACACGUGGGAGUACGUCCUGCGCAUCUUCAACUACUUCUUCACCGCCGUUUUCAUACUGGAGAGCGUGAUGAAACUGAUCGCCUUAGGUUUCCGCAUGUACAUUAAGGACAAGUGGAACAUCCUCGACGUCGUCAUCGUUAUCCUGUCCGUGGUCGGGAUCAUCAUCGAAGAGAUGAAAGAGAACGAGAUGAAAAUCAUCCCGAUCAAUCCGACGAUCAUCAGGGUGCUGAGGGUGAUGCGUAUCGCGCGCGUGUUGAAACUGCUCAAGAUGGCGAAAGGGAUCCGCGCCCUUUUGGAUACCGUGAUGCAGGCCCUACCGCAGGUGGGCAACUUGGGACUGUUGUUUUUUCUCUUGUUCUUCAUCUUCGCGGCCCUCGGCGUGGAACUUUUCGGUCGGCUAGACUGCAAGAUUACCCCGUGUCAGGGUUUGGGCGAGCACGCGCACUUCGAGAACUUCGGCAUGGCGUUCCUCACGCUGUUCCGCGUAGCCACCGGCGAUAACUGGAACGGUAUCAUGAAAGACACCCUGUACAACGAGAACUGCGACGACAGCGACGACUGCAUCCGCAACUGUUGCAUAUCGCCGAUCAUCGCGCCGAUUUUCUUCGUAAUCUUCGUCCUGAUGGCUCAGUUCGUGCUAGUCAACGUCGUCGUGGCCGUGCUCAUGAAACACCUGGAGGAGUCGCACAAACACCUAGAGGACGAGCAGGACAUGGACAUACAGCUGGAGAGGGAGUUCCAAGAGAAACAGGAGAUGCACGAGCGCCGGGAGCUGUGCCUCGCCCUCCAAAUGGACCAGGAGUGUCAGAUGAAGCACAAGCCGCUGACGAAGGUUCUCUCUCUGCCGUCGAACUUCACUUACAACCCACCCGGUACCAAGAUCAUCCUCGAACGUCAACCGUCGCAGUUCCGACGCCAAACCAUGCACAGCCAUCAACCGAUCGCCCUGUCCACCUUAGACGACAUCAAAAACAUCGACGAGUCCGUGUCGGACAUUUACAGCAUCCAAGAAGUGGUGGCCGUCUACAACGCUCCCGUAGUGGUAGCGGAACCCCAGCGAGACACGGACGAGAUGCAGCUAAAGGUGCCGACCAUCGACGAGCCGAAACGAACCACGACGAACGGAAACAACAGACUCGCGCUGCCCGUCGACAGUAAACCCGUGCACAGGCUGUACGGCAGCACGAAACAUUUGUUUAACAAACAACUGUCGAUGGACGUCACCGAAGAAACACCGUUUUUGCAAGCGUUGCCGGUACCCGUCCCGCGACUUCCCAAACACGACAGUCAGGAGAGCGUCCAGCGCAUCAUCAAGGAACGUCGAAAAUUGGACGAGAAUCUCAAAGAGGUCGACCGGUACGACAUCUUCGACGUAACGCGCGGCAGCCGUGAGGAUUUGGUCGACGGGUAGUUUAGUUUUACAUUUACAUAUCCAAUUUAUUAUUAUUUGAGACGUUAUUCGUCGUAAACUUUUCGAUUUGCGCUUCGCACCGUCAAAAGUUAGGUUAUGGUCUGCGCUCCUAGAGUAUUUCCUACGUCUCACAGCGGGCUGGUUGGUAGAACUAGGUUGACUUUUUUUAGAACUAAAUAUUUUAAUGUUUAACUUUUACUUAAAGCAUACGAUUAUUAAAAACCUUAUAUCCUCUUCAAUUCAGUUAUUUCUUGACUCUUCAAGAUUUGGGUACAGGUAUUGUGCAAAAUAUAAACGAACACAUCAGUUUAUUUUACUAGGGGUGGUAUUUUUAUUAUUUAUUACAUUCUAUUUAUCCCAAAUUGAUACACAUAAUAUUAUAUAUGAUAUUACGUUCCUACAUAAAAACUAAAGUAAAAUGCUUAGAUGAUUUAUUUUAUAUUUUUAUAUUAUUAUCUUCAAAAAAGUCCCGAACCCCACUACACUGAUACAAUAUUAGUUUUUCGAUUUCUAAUAUGAAAGUUGUCUAAUAUUAAGAAUUCCAUUACAUUUUUUUGCAAAAAACUCAAAAAUAUGCCUCCAUUUCAGUUAUUUAUUUAGCGAAAACGCAGAAACCUUAGUUUAAAAAAAAACACUAUUUUAAUAAAUAAAAAAAAUAUAUUGACAAAUUAAUGGAGCUUCGUCAAGCAAAACGAGUUUUCUACUUAGUGUUAGCGUCCUCUAUCGGACGUUUCCUCUUGGCAAAUUUUGUUAAGAAAAAAAUUACCUGGAAACUCUGUGAUUAUUAACUUCUGAGAUAUGGACUCUUACCUCUUUUUGACAGAUACAAGUUCGUUGCCUUUCGACAUUCUUUCGUAUCUUCAAAAAAGUCAGUAGCACACAUUUUCGGGUCAUUAAUAUUCGCCUUCGCGAAACCCACUACACACAUACAAUAUUACUUUUCCAUUUCUAGUGUGAAGAAUUCAGUUGUCUAAUAUUAAGAAUUCCAUUACAUUUUUUUGCAAAAAACUUCAAAAUAUGCCUCCAUUUCAGUUAGUUAUCUAGCAAAACCGCAGAAACCGUAAUUUGGCAAAUAUUAUUGUAAUAAAUAGAAAAAAAACGCUAUAGUAAAAUGUAAUAAAUUGACACAUUAAUCAUCAUCAUCAAAUCAGCAUCUUCACCAAGCAAAACUAGUUUUCUACUUGGUGUUAGCGUCCUCUAUCGGACGUUUUACGCACUCCAAAUAACUUGCAGCGUUUUUCCGCUCGGCAGGUUUUAUUAAGAAGAAAAUUACCUUGAAGCGCUGUGAUUAUUAACUUCUGAGGUAUGCACUCUUUUGACCUCUUUUUGACAGAUACGUUUUUUUUACAACAGAUUCUUUAAAUUGUAUCGAAACCAUCGAAACACCCUUUAGCGCAAAAAAUCGCAGGAAAACAACGCUAAAUUUAUGAUCAGGAAAUAAAAAAAAUCUGCUUUUAUGUUGGUACUUUGGGGUACUCUGUUAGUUUUUUUUCUCCUAAACAAAUUGGACCCUAAUUCUUUGACACUUAUAAAAAAAUCACCAACACUUGCUAAAAUGUAUAAAAUACAAAACAUCCAAAUAAACUUCAAGGCUUUGAAAUAUUAAUAUUUUGACAGUGCUAAAAAAAUUGUUUUUCAAAGUCUUCUAUGUAAAUUUGUUUGACAUGUUUGAAGUUUUAUAAAUGUCACGAUUAACGUAAUUUUCAUAUAUUUAUUUUAGUACAUAUUAUUUUUUUUAAACAAACAUAAGGU